Messenger RNA from Symbiodinium natans, 1326 nucleotides. The record is from the annotation of a GenBank genome assembly. NCBI's taxonomy places the organism in Eukaryota, Dinophyceae, Suessiales, Symbiodiniaceae.
AUGUCAGCCAGUUUCCAGACGGGUGUCAUGUUUUCGAGGGCGGCAGCAAUUGGCAGAUAUGUCCCUGGCAGCCCUGCUGGAAAUGUCCAGCAGCACCGGCGGCCCUCAGGCUUGGACUUCUGCGGAUCGCCCGCCGUGACCAGUUUCGAGCCCGUCUGCACAAGCGGCACCAGCGAGUGUGUCGAGGAUGAGGUUGGACGGCAGAUCGUGCCUGAGGCACCAACACCAGAACACGACGAGAAUCUCGACGGCUUGCUGGCUGCGCUCCUCGGCCUUCCAGACGAUGAGCUCAAGGCAUGCGUCUCGACGCUCCGCUCGAUCCUCUCCAGGAUCGCCGAGCAGCCCAACGAGCCUAAGUUCCGGCGUUUGCGCAAGCAAAACCCGCGCUUUCAUGCAGAGGUGGGCCGCCACGAGGAGGCCAGGGCUCUCAUGCGACACGCAGGCUUCUGCGAAGAGGCAACAGACGGCUCGGAGGGCGAGAUCUACCUCGUCUUCAAGGGCGACCUGACCGAGCCCUUUAAGCAAGUGCAUGAGGCAGUUCGAGAAGCAGCUUCCAUUGUGGCUCCAGAGGUGCUCGAGCAUCCCACGCCUGAGCCUCGCAGUGCUCCCCCGGCGCGGUGUGCCCAAAGCGAUCACAGUCGACGACAACAUAUCGCCGCCCUGACGGAGCAGAGGUUGAAGGACCCGAGGGGCUUUCGCGAGGAUGCCGUGCGAAGGCGGAAGGCCAACCAUGGCGUAGGCGGCGCUGCCCUGCGCCCGCCCCCAGCGGCCCCAGCGACGCAGGUCGCACGACGUUCCCAGCAUUUCACCCUCACCGACAUCGAGAACCUGCGAACCCAGGAGGCGAUUGCCGGGAUGCCCAGCUACGCAGACGAGUACCAGCGAACUUACCAGGGAAGCCCGGCCACCUCCUACUCCACCUUGGUGUCCAGAAGCUAUGACCCCGAGCUCAUCGCGCGCCAGGCGCUGGAUGGCACGAACCGGUACCGUGCCUCCAAGGGGAUGAUGCCGCUGCAGUGGCAUGACGGCAUUGCCCGCAUUGCACGCGAGCAUGCUCGGCAAAUGGCCAGCGGUGCCAUGCCAUUCAGUCACGAUGGCGUAGACCAGCGGUUCCGAGCUUAUCCGGUGGCUCAUCGGGCAGCAGCAGAAAACCUGGCUCUGAACAACGGCGUUGCCGACGUCGCCAAGGUGGCAGUCGACGGCUGGAUCAAGUCUCCCGGGCACGAAAAGAACCUCCGUGGAACCUUUAACUUAUGCGGCAUUGGAGUUGCACGCGCCUCCAAUGGCACUUUCUACCUCACGCAAUUGUUCGCUCUGCAGAUGUGA